Molecule: messenger RNA, 7515 nt
Organism: Leptopilina boulardi
Lineage: Eukaryota; Metazoa; Arthropoda; Insecta; Hymenoptera; Figitidae
Gene: kto
Product: mediator of RNA polymerase II transcription subunit 12
Exons: 12
Coding region: 553-7410 (2285 amino acids)
Biological process (GO): regulation of transcription by RNA polymerase II
Cellular component (GO): mediator complex
Molecular function (GO): transcription coactivator activity
Source: RefSeq, a predicted model, not a curated record
UCAUUUAUCAAAUUAACUAUGUUCAAUAGCUUUCUUUUAAUGAACAAAAUGAUAAAAAAUUAAAUAUUAUAGGGAAAAAAAAUAAUUUAACCUACUUUAAAACUCCGUUAUUUAUGCGAAAAUGCCAAGAUGGCGUCGUGGGUGGUUUGAUUCUAGAAUUUUAUCCAAUUUUUCAUAAUAAAUUUUAGCUUAAUAGUGUAAAAAAGUAUCUCGUAAAUAUAAAAAUAAUUAUAAUUCUUUUAAUUAUUGUAUAAAAAUUGAAUUUUUGCAAUUGGCUUGUGCAAAUCAAUAUGAUAUAUUUUAUGUGACGUCAAAUUGUUGAGGUUAUGCUACUUAAUUGAUGGUGUUUAGAUAUAAUUUUUUUUUUUCUCAUAAAAAAGAAAGAAAAUGUUUCGAAUAUUCAUUCUAUAAGUGUGUGUUGAUAUUUAUUUAGAUAAAGUUAUGUGUCAAGAAAAAAAAAUUAUAUCAAUUAUUAAAGAAAUAUGUUGAUUGAAAUACAACAACAAAAAGUGUUUAUUAUAAUAUAAAUAAUAGUUGAUAUCACACUUUACGAUGAUGGGCAUUUUGUAUGAAAAACGGCCUUUAAAAAGGCCAAGAUUAGGUCCACCUGAUGUUUAUCCUCAAGAGCCAAGACAAAAAGAAGAUGAAUUGACAUCAGUUAAUGUUAAACAUGGAUUUUCAACAAUGCCCCAAUUAUCCGAUGAAUUUGGAACUGCUAGGCAUUGUAGUGUGACAGCAGCAAAAGUUGGAGCUUAUUUUAAUGGUAUUCUUGCAAGAAAAGAAGAAUUGGCAACAAUGCCCGAUACAGGAAGGAAAAAACAACAAAUUAAUCCAAAAGAUAAUUUUUGGCCAGUUACUGCUAGAACAAAAAAUGGAAUUGAAGCAUGGUUCAAAGAUUUGUCUGGUUCAAAACCAUUGGUAACACUUGCAAAGAAAGCACCAAAUUUUAAUAAAAAAGAAGAAAUAUUCAUGAUGCUUUGUGAAUAUCAAGUUCCAAUGCUUAGAGCUGCUUGGUUUAUUAAACUCAGUUCGGCAUACACUGUUGCUGUGUCGGAGGCAAAAAUUAAAAAACGACAAUUACCCGAUCCCACUACAGAAUGGAGUGGAACGUUAAUUAAAUUUUUAAAGGAUCAACUAUCAAAACUUCACGAAUGGUAUCAUUUGGGUAAUUCAACUCUUCAUACAUCAAAUAGUAAUGGAACGACAAAUGGCUCAUGCAGCAGUAAUACACCAAAUAGCGCUGUUCCAACGACAAAUACAACAAAUGGCACUGCAAUUAAUCAACCACCAACUCCAAAUUCACAAUCAACGACAAAUACAGUGAUGAACGAUGAACAUAAAUUGGCACUUAAACAAUGGCAUUAUUGUACAAUGUUAGCGAAAUAUAUGUUUGAAGAGGGACUCCUUGAUAGGCAAGAAUUUUUACAAUGGAUCUUGGAGUUAUUAGAUAAAAUGAAAAAUGUUCCUUCUGACGAUGGAAUUUUAAAACUAUUACUGCCACUUGCUUUACAAUAUUUAGAAGAAUUUGUUCAAUCUGAAUUAUUGGCUAGACGUCUUGCUUAUUUGUGUUGUAAAAAAAUUGCCCACAUGUGUAGUAAUGUUGACACAACUUUUAAUCCACAAAGUCCCUGUAUUGUGUCAACACCAUUGAAAUCAGAAAUUAAUGGAAAAGAUGCUAAUGCUGCUGCAGUCGCUGCAACUCCAAUUGCUGUUAAUCCAUUAACAACUGCGUUUAAUGAUUAUCUCUCGUGUCCACAUCAUAGAGAUAUAAUUUAUGAACUCUCAGCAAUUAUACAGGCCAUCACUUUGGAAUGUCCCACUGCCCUUGUUUGGAAUAGUGUUGGUGAGGGUAAAUCACCAUCAGUUUUAAAUGGAUCACCACUUGAUCAUGUUCCAUGUCCACCAGCUGCAUUACCCUGUCCACCAGCAAGUGCAACCGAUCCAACAAUGAAACAAUUGCGAUUUGCUCAGGAAAAUAUUAGAGCACGUUCACAAGCAGCUGAAAGUCGAUGGUCAUGUGAUAAAUGGCAACAAAGUAGCGCUGGUAUGACAACAACAAAAGUACUCGCUGCACUCGAUGCACUCGAUCGUCAUAGUUUUGAUCGAAUGGAUCAAAGUAAUUCAUUGGAUACACUUUAUGCAAAAAUAUUUGUAAUUACACAAAAAGAAGUUGUUACAACAGCUUCAGCAUCAACAGCAGCUACAGCAACAACAACAACAUCAUCAUCAUCAUCAACAACGACAAACACAACAACAAAUACAACAACUACCACUACAACAUCAACAACAAAUGAACGAGAUACAAAGACUGAAUAUAAUCCACAGCAGGAUUCUGCAAUUAUUGAAAUUCUCUGUGAAUGGGCUGUUAGCGCUGAAAGAUGGGGUGAACAUAGAGCAAUGGCCGUAGCAAAAUUAUUAGAAAAACGUCAAAGUGAAGCAUCCGGUGAAAAUAAUGAUAAUGACGAUAAGGACAGUGUUUGCAGUAAUGGUUCACCACCAUCGCUUCCUAUUUUUCAAUCACUUCUUAUGAAAUUUUUAGAUACUGACGCACCUAUUUUAGAUAAUAGCUCAAUACAAUCAAAAGCCCAAUUUACAAAUUUGGUUCAUCUUUUUUCUGAAUUAAUACGACAUGAUGUUUUUUCUCAUGAUGCUUAUAUGUGUACAUUGAUAUCGAGAGGGGAUUUAAUACAAGGGCCAGUUGCUAGUAAGCCAAGUACACCUAGUAAUCGUGAGACUAUGGAUGAGGACAGCCUAUUUCCGGGAUUAGAAUUUAAAAAAUCAAACCAAGAAGUGCCUGAUUAUGGUAGAACAAUGGAUUGUGAUGAUAGUAAAAUCGAUGACGAUCUUGAUAAACUUUUACAACAUAUAAAAGAAGAUCAACAGAAUAGUAUGGACGCUCCUGAUAGUCCAAAAGAAGAUGCAUUAGGAGGUCAUGGACACGAAGGUCUCGAUACUAAAACACCUUCCAGUCCCAGUAGACAUUUACUUUAUACUACUCACUUUCCACUUCCACAGGAUGAAACUUGUAGUCAACACGAUUGUAAUCAACGACAUGUACUUUUAUAUGGUGUUGGCCGUGUACGCGAUGAUGCGCGACAUGUCGUUAAAAAAAUGACAAAAGAAGUUUGUAAAUUAUUUGGAAAGAAAUUUAGUAUUGAUGUUGCUGAAGGUGGAAAAGUUAAAAAACAUUCACGCAAUGAAUUUAAUUUUGAAGCAAUUACACAAAAAUUUCAAAAUCUCAGCUAUUUUGAUCAACAUGUUGUAACAUGGCAAUGUGCAACGCAAGUUGUUGAAAUGCUUAAUACAUUUGCAGUUUCUGCAUCAUCUUAUUUACCCGUUCAAGAACAUGUUGCAUUUCUAUUUGAUUUAAUGGAACUUGCACUUAAUAUUUAUGGAUUAAUUGAUAUAUGUAUUCAAUUAUUAAAAGAAUUGCCCGAGGUUGAAGCACAAUUAACAACAAGAAAUAGUACACUAGUCAGAAGUUAUACAACAAGUUUAAGUCUUUAUGUCGUUGGAGUUUUGAGAAGAUAUCAUUGUUGCCUCUUAUUAUCUCCUGAACAAACGACAGUUGUAUUUGAUUUACUCUGCAAGGUUGUUAAGCAUGUGUCAAAUCCAAGUGAUUGCAGUUCAGCGGAACGUUGUGUUUUGGCACAUCUUUAUGAUUUAUAUUCAAGUUGUUCAUUAUUGAAAACAAAACCACAUGGCGUUGAGGCAUUUAAUAAUGCACAUCCAAAAAUUCGUUUAGCACUUUACAGUGCAUUACAACCGACGCCUUCGAAUCAUGUUUAUAAUUCACAAUUUAUGGUUGAUGUAUUUAAUAGUCCAAGAAGAGGUGGUAAAAUUGAACAACAAUGGGCUAAAAUGUUAAAUGAAACACCAGCAAAUCGUUACAGUUUUGUGUGUAAUGCAAUUGUUGCUGUUUGCAGUGAAUUGGAUAAUGAUAAAUUAAAUGAUAUUGCCAUUACUUGCGCAGAAUUAACAGCAUGUUGUAAUGCAUUAAGUGCCGAAUGGCUUGGUGUACUUAUGGCACUUUGUUCAUCAUCGAGUAGUUCAACAUUUUAUAUUGAUGUAUUAAAUCAAGUGGACGUACAAGAUUUAAGUUUACAUAAUUCACUUGCUGUAUUUACAUCUAUUUUGAUAGCGAGACAUUGUUUUUCCCUUGAAGAUUUUUUGCUUCAUGUAGCAUUACCGUGCCUAGUGAAAACAUGUAACGAAGGACGUGGUGAUGCUGAUACAGAAGCUGAAGCAGGAGCACGAUUAACAUGCCACUUACUUUUGAGACUGUUUAAAACUAGUGAAUGUCCACAGCCGGCUUUAUAUUCGGUCAGUACAAGUCCACAUCCAUUGCCAAGUGGUAAUCCACGAGGAUAUAGCAUAAAAUUAAGUUGCGAUCGUCAUUUGUUGGCUGCGGCGCACAAUAAUAUUAAAGUUGGUCCAGUUUUAGCUGUACUCAAGGCUAUUUUGGUUGUUGGCGAUGCUACUGCGGGUAAACAACCUCCAAAAAAAAUUGAUGUUCCAUUAACACAUUCGGGUAAGGCUGGUGGUCCUGGUAGUGUUGGUGUUAGUGGAUCGGGUCCCGGUGAAUUAUCAAUAAGUCAUAUUCUCGGUACUAGUGAUAUUCUUGGUGGUGGUGAUGAUUUAGGUCUUGAUAUUGGAAUGUCAUCAUCAAAUAGUAGCGCUGGAAUAACUGCCGAAAGUGUUAAGGGUCUUUCUGAUUUUGCACAACAUGUAUUGAGACAAAUAUGCAGUCAGGAAUGGGUAUUGGAGAGAUGUCUUCAAAAUCCUGAGGAACUUUGUCAUCCUGGAAUGUUAUUGGAUGAUGUAUUGACACCACGUCAAGCGCAACGACUAUUACAUAUGAUAUGCUAUCCCCAUACAUCGUCAGACGCGUUUCUUGAUCAAAAAACUCAUAUAACGAAUAUUUUAGAAAAUUUAGAACAAUGGAGCUUGAGAAUGUCGUGGUUGGAUCUUCAAUUAAUGUAUAAACAAUUUCCAUCAAAUUCGAAUGAUUUAUUACAAUGGCUCGAUACAGUGGCAAAAGCAGCUAUUGACGUUUUUCAAUUGAAUAAUGUCACCGCUAAAGGUGAUAAAAAAUCAGGAUCAAUAUGGUUGGUUGCGCCAUUAGUAUCAAAACUUCCAAGUCCAGUGCAAGGUCGUGUAUUAAAAGUAGCGGGUCAAGUAUUAGAAUCGGGUAAUUGGUCGAAAACGGCAAAUCGAGAACGUGGAAGAUCUAAAUCGCCUUCACUUUUUAAUCAUCAACCUUUUCUAUCGCUUGUAUUAACGUGCCUCAAGGGUCAAGAUGAUCAACGUGAAGGAUUAUUAACAUCCUUACAUUCGCAAUUGUCACAAUUUUUAAGUACAAGUAAAGAGGAGAAAAAUAUUGGUUCAGAGGAUCCAAAAACAAGAGAAGUUUUACAAGAUGCAUUACAAUUGAGAUUUAGUUUAGUUGGCGGUGUAUUUGAUACUAUUCAACGUAAUACAACUGUCACUACUGAUUGGGCUAUUUUAUUGGUUCAAUUGGUAAGUUAUGGUGUUAUUGAUUUAAAUAAUAAUUCUGAACUUUUUACAACAGUUAUUGAUAUGUUGGCAACAUUGAUACAUUCAACUCUUGUCAAUGAUUCACAAUCAGAGAAAGAUGAAAAUAAAAAACAUUAUCAAAAUUUAAUGAAAAAAUUGAAAAAAGAAUUGGGCGAUAGAAAUUCACAAAGUAUUCAAUUUGUUCGACAAUUACUUCCAUUGCCAAAAUUGACAAUUGAAGUUAUUGCUUGCGAACCAGUUGGAUGCUUAACAGAUACAAAGGGAAAUAAAAUUACCGGAUUUGACAGUAUUGAUAAAAAGCAGGGUCUACAAGUUUGUGAUUCGCAAAAGGUCUCAGCUUGGGAACUAUUGGAAGGUCAUAAAAAUCCAGCUCCCCUCUCCUGGUCUUGGUUUAGAGCUGUGAAAAUUGAAAGAAAACCCCUGACCUAUGAGAUUGCUCACAAACUUCUUCGCUAUCAUACACACAGUCAAACCAAGGCAUCGAGUUAUUAUUUGGAACCACCACCAUUGCCACCAGAGGAUUUGGAACCGGAUAAAAAGGAAUCUGAAUCAGGUAAAGCUGACACUCCAAUGAGUAUUGAUUCUCCAGGAAGAAUUGGCAGUACAAAUGGUGUUAUUGGUGCAGCUGCAGGCGGUGUCGGCAAAGGGAAAGCCAUGAAAACGAAAAGACAUCGAAGAAUCAAGGGAUCGGUCACGCCAACUGCAAUUCCACCUCAACAAUUACAGCCUCAAGGUCAAUCGCAGAUGCCACAAAUGCCAUAUGGUAAUCAACAACAACCACAAGUGACACCACAACAGGGAAUGUUUUCAGGACAACCACCACAACCACAACAAAAUUGGUAUCCCAAUCAACAAGGACAUCCUCAACCUCAGCAAUAUGGUUAUGGUCAACAAUUACCACCGGCUGUCACUGGACCACGUUAUGAUCGUCCAGGAAUGAAUAAUCAAUCAAAGCAAGCGCUAUCAAAUAUGUUGAGAAUGCGAUUACCUUCAACACAAUUUAUGGGCACACAACAACAACAACAACAGCAGCAGCAGCAACAACAACCAAAUCCAGCGUCCGUUGGUCCUGCCGGUUUUCAGGGUAUGCAACGACAACAAUUCAUUAGGCAACAACUUAGGGCGCAACACAGUGCAGCGUCAAUGAAUCCUCAACAAACAAUGUUUAAUCCACAACAACAACAACAACAACAACAGACACAACAAGGAAUGUAUACAGGAAUGCAGCAAGGAGUGGGAGGAAUGAAUCAAAACUACGGUGGCUAUGGUAAUCAACAAAUGCUCGCGCAACAACCACAACAACAGCCCCAACAAGUACAACAGCAACAAAUUUUGCAACAACAGCAGCAGCAACAACAACAAGGCAUGAUAUCGCAGCAACAACAAAACAUGUUGUUUCAAAAUCAACAAAUGUUAGGUGCACAGAGAGGACAGGAAUAUCUUCAGCAACAAAGAAUGCAACAAAAUGCAACGAGACCACCUUAUCUUCAGACACCUAAUGUAACAAUGAAUACAAUGGGUCCAAUGGGUGGAAAUGUUCAAAAUCAACCAGCUCCACCAUACAGGCAAACAGGCGGUAAACCUGGAGCUGUUGGAGUUUCUGGAGUUGGAUCAACUAACGUUGGAUUACAAUCAAAUCAGCAUCUACAACAACUGGCAAUGAAUCAACGUUAUCGACAACAGCAACAGCAACAAAUGUUAGUUAAUAUGCAACAUCAUCAACAAUCGCAACAGCAAGUUCAACAACAACAACAACAGAGUAGCAAUGUAGGCCAACAACAAACACCACAAUUAGUAGCGCAUCUUCAACGAAAUUUAAAUCAACCUCCACAACAUCCCUAUCAUAAUCAACAUCAACCUCCACCAUAUUAAGACAAGAACAAAAAAAGCCUUGUAAAUUGCAAAAAGUAUUUCGAAAAGAAGAAAACUCUUUUUUUUCUUCAUAGAAUUAUUUUCUUCACGUGAAUAAAUCACGUG